This is a messenger RNA of Asterias rubens (European starfish), 983 nucleotides long. RefSeq lists its product as uncharacterized. The transcript is spliced from 4 exons. NCBI's taxonomy places the organism in Eukaryota, Metazoa, Echinodermata, Asteroidea, Forcipulatida, Asteriidae. Bases 194 to 610 code for a protein of 138 amino acids. The record is from RefSeq and is a predicted model, not a curated record.
UACUGGUGGUACCACCUCUCGGGCCGCGCACAAUCCUGGCAGCCUUUAAAACCCAUGCGUUUUCGCUAAAUUCACUACUUGUGUUCCUUCCCAGUGUAACGUCACAUCGUAAAGUCACAUUGCAGCAAACCCGGGCCACAGCUUACAGCAAGAACUCUCCACAAAGCUCUUGUUAGAAACCACCUGCAUCACCAUGGCCAAUCGAGAUUUGAAGACGACGAUUCAGUGGCAGAAUCUUGAAUUGUUGACACGUUAUGACAACAAUGAUAUGGACGGACUCAAGAAUCUCUUCACUGAGGAUUGUAAAAUUUGGGUAGGGGGAUCAGAUGAUACACUCUACAAACAGGAUGAUGUCCCCAGGUUGCUGCGUGCUGCGCGAGCAGGAGGUGCAAAGUACAAGCGCGAAACUGAUGAAGUCGGACCACCAGGCACUGAUGGCACGGUGUAUGAGAGAGGACGUUUUUUAGCCAUUGGACCGGAUGGGUCAUCGUCUGUAUCUUCCGGCAACUAUCUUAGCAUCUGGAAAAAAAUAAAUGGAGAAUACAAACUGCACCAGACGCACAUUAAAGGACCACCUGACCUUGUCAGUCCGAUGGAGUGUCAUACUUAACGGACACUUGGAUAAUUAAUAAGCAGUUCUUGUAAAGCGCAUAAUAUUAAAAAAAGUCUCUACGUGAUUAAAAAUAUUGGUUUUUAAGUUUAGAUUUAAAUUGUUCUAGCGAAACCCAUGAAACACAACGGAAUGGUCCUUAUUUAGGGCAACAUUAUUUUAUAAUCUUUAAUCCUAGACAAAAUUGAGUUUGCAUUAUAACGAACAAAUUAGUACAAAUCCAGUGCAACUCUUUUUAUAUAAAAUAAACUGUCUGUGAUCGUUGUGAAAUGGGAAAUACUUGCGGAUACUCACAACUAAAUACGCCUCUCUUAAUAUUUAUGCAUGACGUCAAAAUUCUUACCCAAAAUGAGGCUAUGGGCGCACGUCCCCC